Messenger RNA from Trichomonas vaginalis G3, 1746 nucleotides. RefSeq lists its product as uncharacterized. Lineage: Eukaryota; Parabasalia; Trichomonadida; Trichomonadidae. The transcript has a single exon. The record is from RefSeq and is a predicted model, not a curated record. The coding region runs from base 1 to 1746 and encodes 581 amino acids.
AUGCAGAGCAAAAUACCUUUAUCCCCAAGAAGAUUGAAAGCAGUACAAGCUUCCCCAUCUAAAAUUCCAACUAAAAAAUCUAAUGGAAUUAAAGUUACGUUGGUUAGAAACUCCAAUCCUAAAAUGUUCAUAAAAAAUUACGAAUUCACAACAAUAAAUAAAGUAUUUUCAGAUUCAAUACUAUUAUUACAACUCACUGAUAAUCCAACAAUACUAUAUUCUGAAUAUGGAACAAAAAUCACAUCGAAUGAAGAAGUUAUACGAAAAUCGAAAAUUUAUGUAUCAUGUGGGGAAGAAUUUUUCAAAACAAUACCACCACCAAAACCAGUUUCUCCAAAAAUUUCAUUAUCUAAAGAAGUUAAUGUACAGGAAGAGGAAGAAAAGCAAGAAGAAUUUUCACCUUUUGCCGAUUUCCUAAGAGAACGCGCAGAAAAAUUAACAGCAGAAGCAUCUGUAAUAGCAAGCAAGGAAGCUGAGGCAAGAGCAAAAUCAAAACCAACCAAAGAAGAAAAGAGAUUACCUGAUGAUCUUAAAAUUAUGCCAUACUUAAUUGUAUUAUCAUCGCUUCCAUUCGAAAAUAGAUACAAUAUUCCAGAAUCUGAGCUACUAAUCAAGCAACUUCAAAGCCAUCAACUCAAAUUAUUGAAUGAACAUUUAUUAUAUGAAAAAAUAAGAAACAGCAUUACAAAUAAAUCUGUAAACGAGAAAUUAAUUAGUGUUGCCAUAUCGUCUACGAAAGAAAUGCAGUUUAAAGAUAUUCAAAUUGUAUUCACAGGAAAACAUUUCUCAGGAAAAACAUCAAUGUUAAAGGAAGCUGCUAUGAACGUAUACAGAAAAGUUCAAUUAUCUAAUACACCAGAUUCAAUACUUUUUGUUCCCUUAAAUUGCAAUAAUCCAGAUUUUAGUAAUCCUGCAUCAAUAUUUAUAUGGAUUGCCAAUUCAGUACUAUAUUCCAUGGAGUAUUGUGUUAUCCCAAUGAUGCCUUACUAUGAGGAAUUCAAAGAUAUAAUUUAUGGAAUUUUGGAUUCACCAACAAUUCCAACAAUUUCUCAAGAAAUGGAAUCUAUUCCAAAUCUGAAUGCAUCAUUGCUCAACAAAACAUUAAAACAUCUAUAUUCAUCCUAUCAUCAUAGAGAUGGAUUACUAGAUUUCUUAACAGAGACAAUAAAAUUACCGAUUUCCAUUGCAAAAGCAUUUAACUUGAAUCCAUUGCUAGUGAUAGACUCAAUAAGCCAAACACAAGUCGAAUUAUCUAAAAUUUCUAAAUUCCCUGAUUAUUUGAAAACUGUCAAAGUUGAUGAAAUAUUCAGAGAUUCACUCCAAAACAUAUCAUAUAUCAUUGCAAAUGAAGAUGAUUUUAGUUUGCCUGCAAUUGAUAUCCAAACCAGUGAUUUAAUUCAAACAGAUGAGAAAACAAUUAAAAUUGUAUUUAGGGAUAUUUUUAAUCAACAGAUAACAUACGAACACAUCAUUUCAGAUAUUUUCAAGUUUAGUUCAACCGAAUGUCACGGAUGUCCAGGUUAUCUUAACACAUUCUUAAAUCUUGUUGAUAUGAUCAACAAAUACGAAACAGCACGAGCAGAAUCUUCUAAAUCAGAGUAUUUAUCAAUGAUUGAUAAAUCACGAGAACUUCCAAUUCGAACAUUACUCACAAAUCUUUUAUAUUUGUUAAACGAAGACGACACAUUCACUAAUUUACUUACUAAAUUGUCAGAAACAAAUAAAAUUAGGUUUGAACUUCUUUGA